Messenger RNA from Anopheles merus, 1660 nucleotides. RefSeq names its product histone acetyltransferase type B catalytic subunit (gene Hat1). Gene Ontology annotation, cellular component: nucleus. The record is from RefSeq and is a predicted model, not a curated record. Bases 194 to 1450 code for a protein of 418 amino acids. Gene Ontology annotation, molecular function: histone binding; histone H4 acetyltransferase activity. Gene Ontology annotation, biological process: subtelomeric heterochromatin formation. NCBI's taxonomy places the organism in Eukaryota, Metazoa, Arthropoda, Insecta, Diptera, Culicidae. The transcript has 3 exons.
AAAUGUUUAUGCUUGCUCGCUCGUUUCGGCGCCCUUCCUACUUGCUUGCGCUUUCACCCGGCCAUUAACAAAGUGUUUGCAUAGGAAAACUGCACGUAAAUUGCGAUACUUGUCGCUGUUAAACAACUUGCCACUCAACACAUUCCAAACGGUUCGUUUGGUGUUCCUUUGCUGUACUGCUGUGUGAAACAAAAUGUCGCAGCUCGCGGACCUGAAGGGAUACGUCAGCUACGCGCUGGACUGCACCCGGUUCCGCCUGGUGCGCGACGAGUCGGAUGUGGAGAACGAGGAGCUAGUGUUCGCCCCGGAGAUGGCGCACCAGAUAUUUGGCGAAUCGGAGAGCAUCUUUGGCUACCGCGACCUGAAGAUCGAAAUCAUGGCCUCGGCCGGUCCGCUCGAUCUGUACUUCGACAUUAGCUACGCGAAGAAGGUCGAGGAGCUGCAGACGGAGGGCCUGAAGGCGGACGAUGUGGAAAAGUCGCUGGCGAGUAUAGUGGAGAACGCGAGCUACUACACAAAUUUGGACGAGUUCAAGCGUGUGCAUGCGUCGAAGACGCCCUCCUUCCGGCCGGUCGGUACGAAGGUGGACGAGUUCAAGCAUCCGCUCGACGGGCCGGAGUCGGGCUCGCGCACGUUCGAGGUGUACGUAUCGAGCGCGGAAGAUGCCGAGUACAUGAAGUUCCAUACGCGGCUGGAGAUGUUUUCGUUCUGGUACAUCGACGGGUUCAGCCGGGUGGAGAUUGAUCCGCUCUGGCUGUUUUUCACCGUGUACGAGCGCUACGAGCUGGAGAAUAACAACGGGUCGGUGGAGGGCGACGUGUCCAACGUGCGGUACGCCACCGUUGGGUACGUGAGCGUGUACCAGUACUACUCCUACCCGAACAAGGUGCGGCCACGCAUUAGCCAGAUUCUGAUACUGCCCCCAUUCCAAAAGCUGGGCAUUGCGACGCGACUGAUCAAGCAUAGCACGUACGAUUACUUCCGCAAGAAGGACAACAUCACGGACAUCACGUUCGAGGAACCGAUCGAGGCGAUUCAGCACAUCCGCUCGGUGGUGGAUGCGAGACGGUGCAAGCAGCUGCCCGCCUUCACGCGCGAAAAGCUGCUGGCCGGCUUCUCGAAGGAGAUGCUCCAUGCGGCCCGCGAAACCUACCUCAUCAAUCCGAAGCAGUGCCGGGUGGUGUACGAAAUCCUGCGGCUCGGCGUCACCGACCUCGACAACGAGGAGCAGUACCGGGCGUACCGGCUGGAGGUGAAGAAGCGGCUGAACAUGAACUACAGCCGCCAUCGGCGCGAUCUGGCCCGGGCCAAGAAGCGCGGCGUGGACGUGACGGCCGCCAUGUGCGGACUGCCGAGCGUUUCCGAGCGCAUCGAGUCGCUGAACGCGGAGUACAAGGAGGUGGAGGAGAUCUAUGGCCAGGUGCUGCAGAAGCUGCUGGCCGAACACUAAGAGAGCGGCAGGUUCCUUUUGCAGUGUGUUUUAUCAUCAAUAUUUUUUUUGUGUAUUUGUGUCUUAUCGUCUUUAUUCGUUUUCCCCCCUUUUAUUUUGUUUGCUUGUGCCGUCGUACAGCUGGAACCGAUGUGUUUUAAUGGUAUUAAACAUCGUAAACCGGGGAUAUUCAUCUAAUUUUCAAUAAAAUGAUAAUUUUUGUAAUUUUCA